Molecule: messenger RNA, 2481 nt
Organism: Pipistrellus kuhlii (Kuhl's pipistrelle)
Lineage: Eukaryota; Metazoa; Chordata; Mammalia; Chiroptera; Vespertilionidae
Gene: MYCN
Product: MYCN proto-oncogene, bHLH transcription factor
Exons: 2
Coding region: 97-1482 (461 amino acids)
Biological process (GO): regulation of transcription by RNA polymerase II
Molecular function (GO): protein dimerization activity; DNA-binding transcription factor activity, RNA polymerase II-specific; RNA polymerase II cis-regulatory region sequence-specific DNA binding
Source: RefSeq, a predicted model, not a curated record
CGCCCCCCGGGAAGGAAGAAGCGCCCCCCGAACGGCGCAGGGAGGAGGAGAGGCGAGAAGCAGCGCCUCUGCGGCGGCCGGGAGCGAGGCGAGCCGAUGCCCAGCUGCACCGCCGCGUCCACCAUGCCGGGCAUGCUCUGCAAGAACCCGGACCUCGAGUUCGACUCGCUGCAGCCCUGCUUCUACCCGGACGAGGAUGACUUCUACUUCGGCGGCCCGGACUGCAGCCCGCCGGGCGAGGACAUCUGGAAGAAGUUCGAGCUGCUGCCCACGCCCCCGCUGUCGCCCAGCCGCGCCUUCCCGGGGGAGCCCAGCCCCGAGCCCCCGGACUGGGCCACCGAGAUGCUGCUGCCCGAGGCCGACCUGUGGGGCGCCCCGGCCGAGGAGGAGGACGCGUUCGGCCUGGGCGGCCCGGGCGGCCUGGCCCCGCACGCGGUCAUCCUGCAGGACUGCAUGUGGAGCGGCUUCUCGGCGCGGGAGAAGCUGGAGCGCGCCGUGAGCGAGAAGCUGCAGCACGGCCGCCCGCCCGGCCCCGCCGCCCCGGGCCCGGGGGCAACCCCCGCCGCCCCCAGCGCCGGCCGCGGGCACAGCGCGGGGGCCGGCCGCGCCGGGGCCGCGCUACCCCCCGAGCUCGCCCACCCGGCCGCCGAGUGCGUGGACCCCGCCGUGGUGUUCCCGUUCCCGGUGACCAAGCCCGCGCCCGCCUCCCAGGCCGGGGCCGCUCCGGGGGCGGGGGGCGCGGCCCCGGCCGGCGCCCCGAUGGCCUCCCUGUCGCGCCCCGGAGCCCGGCCGGCCGGGGGCGGGGACCCCAAGGCGCUCAGCACCUCCGGAGAGGACACCCUGAGCGACUCCGAUGACGACGAUGACGAAGAAGACGAGGAAGAGGAGGAGAUCGACGUGGUGACGGUGGAGAAGCGGCGGUCCUCCGCCCACAACAGCAAGGCCGUCACCACCUUCACCAUCACCGUGCGCCCCAAGAGCGCGGCCCUGGGCCCGGGCAGGGCCCCCCCCCACCUCGCGGGGGACCUGAUCCUCAAGCGCUGCGUCCCCAUCCACCAGCAGCACAACUACGCCGCGCCCUCGCCCUACGUGGAGCCCGAGGAGGCGCCGCCCCAGAAGAAGAUCAGGAGCAGCAGCGAGGCGUCCCCGCGGCCCCUCAAGGGCGGCGGCGCCCUCCCCGCGAAGGCCAAGAGCCUGAGCCCCCGCAACUCCGACUCGGAGGACAGCGAGCGCCGCCGCAACCACAACAUCCUGGAGCGCCAGCGCCGCAACGACCUGCGCUCCAGCUUCCUCACGCUCAGGGACCACGUGCCGGAGCUGGCGAGGAACGACAAGGCGGCCAAGGUGGUCAUCCUGAAGAAGGCCACCGAGUUCGUGCACGCGCUGCAGGCCGAGGAGCACCAGCUGCUGCUGGAGAAGGAGAAGCUGCAGGCCCGGCAGCAGCAGCUGCUCCAGAAGCUCGAGCUGGCGCGGACUUGCUAAACGGUUCUUUCUCCAAAACGGGACAGUCACUGCCACUUUGCACAUUUUGAUUUUUUUUGUUGUUGUUUUUCGUUUUUUUGUUUUUUUUUUUACAUUGUUGACAUUAAGAAUGUUGGUUUACUUUCAAAUCGGUCUCCUCCCUCCCUGUCGAGUUUGGAUCUGGGUGGGGAGCAGGACAUGUGGGGAGGGGCGGGGGGGUUGGUUCUGCCAGGACCUCUGAGGGAUAGGGCCUGGGUGAUGAUGGGAUGCUGUGUGGCCCAUGAGGGUUCCUCGGAGUCACCUCCAAGACAGUCACUUCCAAGACAGCUGAGGGAGGGCGUGACAGGCGUGACCGUCGGGAGCCUCUGGGGCCGUGGAAGUCACCUUGUUCCGAGUUUCCAGACAUCAGAGAGUCAUUCCUUUUCAAAUGGUGCUUAUGUUCCAGCAGAUGCCAGGGGAGGAGGGGGUUACCAGUCCAGACCCCCCCCCCCCCUCCCCAGGAGAACACUUCUGUAAAUACCACUGCCACACCCGCCUUUUGUAUGCGCCCGGGUAAUGAGGUGGCUUUCGUGGCCAGUAUUAGACUGGAAGUUUCAUACCCAAGUACUGUAAUACCUCAAUGUUUGAGGAGCAUGUUUUGUAUACAAAUAUAUUGUUAAUCUCUGUUAUGUACUGUACUAAUUCUUACACUGCCUGUAUACUUUAGUAUGAUGCUGAUACAUAACUAAAUUUGAUACUUAUAUUUUCGUAUGAAAAUGAGUUGUGAAAGUUUUGAGUAGAUAUUACUUUAUCACUUUUUUGAACUAAGAAAACUUUUGUAAAGAAAUUUACUAUAUAUAUAUAUGCCUUUUUCCUAGCCUGUUUUUCUUCCUGUUAAUGUAUUUGUUGUUUGGUGCAUAGAACUGGGUAAAUACAAAGUUCUGUGUUUAUAAUUUCUUUUCAAAAUGUAUAUAUUUAGUGCUGCAUCUUAUAGCACUUUGAAAUACCUCAUGUUUAUGAAAAUAAAUAGCAAUUAAAUGA